Bipolaris zeicola 26-R-13 is the source of this 168-nucleotide messenger RNA. RefSeq lists its product as uncharacterized. The transcript has a single exon. The coding region runs from base 1 to 168 and encodes 55 amino acids. NCBI's taxonomy places the organism in Eukaryota, Fungi, Ascomycota, Dothideomycetes, Pleosporales, Pleosporaceae. The record is from RefSeq and is a predicted model, not a curated record.
AUGCCUUGUUCACCCCAAAGUUCGUCAGCGUUGUUGCAACAACUGCGCCAAUAUUAUGACCACGAUGCUGCCCAUGGAGUUCUGACAAGCCUAGAGGAAGGUCUUGCACAUCUUUUACUGCGCUCAUCAGGUGUACGCAGAUGCCAGUGGGUCUAUACUUGCCGCUAG